Molecule: messenger RNA, 1980 nt
Organism: Diaporthe amygdali
Lineage: Eukaryota; Fungi; Ascomycota; Sordariomycetes; Diaporthales; Diaporthaceae
Exons: 6
Coding region: 1-1980 (659 amino acids)
Source: RefSeq, a predicted model, not a curated record
AUGCAACCUAAAUCUGCAACGGCCACCAUUGAGCAUAAUGCACCAGGCGCGGGUAGUGGACGCUACCGGCGGAACAUGUCGUUCAGGGCUCAAGGCCCCCGCAUCGGUCAGAGCGAAAGCAGGGCGGAACUAGGAAGCAAAUGCCUUGGCGAGUAUGUUGCGAACAUCACGAUCACCUGCUUGCACUCAUUCUUCUUCUUCCGUCCUUGUACAGAUCCCUUUGAGAUCAAUUUGCGCGACGAAACCCAGUCGACCAUCAGGAAGGCGAAGGCAGCAGCAGCUCAGAGGAGGACAAGUCGACAGGACGACAGAGAGACGUCCUCAGAUGAGUCUCCGACCAAGCCGACCCAUUCUCCGAGCGGCAGCUUCUCCCGGAGCAGAGGAUCGCCGCACGCCUCCGAUGGCUCGUGGGAAACUGUGACCCAGUCCGCCUGGUCAUCGCCAUCCUCACAGGUGGCCAGUAUCAACAGAUCCUCCAGGUCUCCGACCUUCAGUAAUGGCUUUGGUGUAUUCGACUUCACUUACUCGUCACCGACCCAUGACAAUUCAUUCGACUUCAACUCGGCAUGGUCGUUGCCGGCAGCAGGCUACUCGAUCCCGAUCAAAAGAGUCGCUGAGGCUCUUGGGUCUUGGGACUUUAGCCGCUCUUUCGAUGGCACGACUUGGGGAUGCAGUGACAGCUUCAACGCCGGGGGUUCUACUGUUGCCCCAGUCCUUCCGGGCCUUCAAACGCCACUGGACGAGCAGGCCACGUGCUUCUUUCUAUCAAAUUUUGUUCUGACACUCUCAACCGGUCAGAACCCUGGCCUAUUCAGCUUCGUUCUAAAAAUCCUGCAGGCACCUGGGAUCAAGGACACUCCUUUUCCCAUGGCAUUCACCGCCGUCUCUCUAGCAGCUUUGGCCGGGAGGCCCAAUUCAAGGCAUCUGCUUCCCAAGUCUCAAAUCUACUAUAGCACAGCCCUUGUACAAUUAAAGGAGGCUCUGCAAGACAAGAAACGCGCCACAGCUGAUACGACGCUCGCCACAACAAUACUGUUGUCGUUUUACGAGGGGCUGGCCAGUGACAAUGAGAGUAUGGCUGGAUGGUCAAAUCAUCUAGACGGCGCAAAAGCGCUCAUUCGCCUUCGGGGGAAAAACGUGAUUACAGAGUCGACCCCCGAGGGACUCGAAAUGUUUCAACUAGUGAGAUCAAUGUCGAACAUGUUUGGCUUUGUCGCAAAUCCAUCAGUUAGCGACGUAGAAUGGUGGGGCCAACACGUCGUCUCUGACAAGUCCGGUCACAUCGCCCUGGUGCUCAAUAUGAAGACAACGCUCAUCCGGGCAGAAGCCGACGCGCUUCUCACGUCCGGCCCCAAGACAGCAGGGAAGAUUGACAAGGCCCUAGACCUCCUCCGCCGAGCCCGGGAGAUAGUGACUGAGCUUGGCCGGUGGCUUGAGAACUGCCAUCCGACCUGGCCAAAGUUUGUCUCUGGCUGGGCCAAGGAAAUCCCCGACGACAGGCUUGACAAGGCCACCAGCUAUCCUGGACCCUUGUAUACCUUCCCUAAUGUUUGGGUUGCGGGGAAGCAUCUCAAUACCAACGCAUCACGGAUCCUGCUCGCAGGGAUUAUUGUCCGCUGUGUGCGGUGGAUAUGCGCCCCGUCCGAUCACACCAAGACUGAUGACUAUGCCGAAGCCAUGCGCAUCGGCUGCGAGGAGGUCACCAACGUGAUUGCCAGUGUACCGUACUUUGUUACCUGGCAGGGCGAUCGUACGACCACUCCAUACUUUCCAUGUGGCGCGCCGACAAGCCCUAAAGCAUACAGCGGCGUGACGGCCUUGUACCCGCUGCUCUGUACUGGGCUGAGCGAGUUCGUGACGCCGAGGCAAAAGAAGUGGCUUUGCGGUCGCUUGGUGGGAAUGUCAGAAGCUAUGGGGAUCAAACAGGCCGAGGUCUUCUCGAAGUUCAUUUCCAAUCAGGCGCCCAUAGUGGUUGCUUGA